UGCCCCGCCUACAACCCGACUCCUCGACCACCUUCACCUCCAGCUCAGACGGUAGCCAUGAUUCAGAUACCUCCUCUCCCGAGCGCCUCCGCUUCCGGAUCGGCGACCCACCACCCCUCUACACCAUCAACCUCUCCCUACCGCCCGAGGAGCGCUACACCCAGCUCUGCGCCGACUUCAAGCACGAGCUGCACGAGCUCACGGGCAUCUACCAUGCCGUCCUCGCAUACAUGCCUUUUCCGCGCUUGUUCGGCUACAUCGCGCGCCGUAUCCUGCGGAAGGUAUGGAGCGAGGAGGAGACGAGGGAGAUUAGGGGCAUCGCGAAGGAGACGAGCGUGCCGUUGCAUUUGGUCGUGGCGUAUAAUACGUUCUUGGACUUGUUCUCGGGGUGUGUGAGUGGGGGCGUGAGGGUUGACGUGGAUGACGGGAAAGGAGGAGGGGUGAAGGCGGGAAAGAUGGUUCAUUUUAGGAAUUUGGAUUGGGGGAUGGAUGCGUUGAGGGACCUGGUUGUGAGGGUGGAGUAUGUACUCGGUGGGAAGGUUAUCGCUAGGGCAGUAACAUAUGCUGGCUUUGUCGGUAUUCUUACCGGGGUAAGGGAAGGCCUUUCAAUAUCCAUGAAUUACCGUGCCCGCGUGCACUCCCAAUCCUCCACGCUCCUUAACCGAAUUCACCACCUCUCCCUCCUGUUGGGACGGCAACCCUCCAUCGCCUCCCACCUGCGCCAAAUCCUGCUCUCUCCCGGUCCACCGCCGUCCCUCGACGCCCUCGCGCGCCGCUUCCGCAAAACAAAAGCCUCAUCUGCCUAUCUCACCUUCUGCACGCCCUCGGCGGUGCUCGUCGUCGAGAAGGACCUGAAGUCGGCGGGAACGCGGACGUCAGACGAGUUUCUGGCGGUGACGAACCACGAUCUGUCGAUGGAGGCGUGGAAGCCGGAGCACUGGCGUAAGUUCUUGGAGAAGGAGGCUGGGCCUGAGCUUGGAGGAGCAAAGGAUUUGAUGGAGGAUAGUAUAGAGCGGAAAUCGUGCGUGUUGAAGAUGUAUGAAGCGAAAAACAAGGCCGAGGAGAAGGCGACAGUGGAGGAGGUGAAGGAGUGGCUGAGAAAGUAUCCGAUUAGGAACGAGUGCACACAUUAUUCGUGCAUUAUGGAUCCCUCGGAGCCCGGUGGUGGCCUUGUGUGGGUGGAGACGUGCGAAGUUGAGUAAC
Cyclocybe aegerita is the source of this 1203-nucleotide messenger RNA. The record is from the annotation of a GenBank genome assembly. NCBI's taxonomy places the organism in Eukaryota, Fungi, Basidiomycota, Agaricomycetes, Agaricales, Hemipholiotaceae.